GCAAGAGGGAGGCAAAGCUGCAGGAGAGCAAACGCUGGAGGGUCCAUGGCCAUGCGGAUCCUUGCCCUGCUCCUGCUCAUCCUCCCGGCCCUGCUGCCCACAGCUGGACAUACCGACCCAGGCCAGCCCUGCCCGUCGGAGAUGAACAAGGUCAAGGACCUCCUGGAGGUGAACUGCACGGGGCAGGGUCUCAGCGCGGUGCCCCCAGACCUGCCUGCAGACACGGGCAUCCUGCUGCUCAGUGUCAACCGCCUGGCGUCCCUCUCCACUGCUGCCUUCCUGCCCCUCACCCAGCUGCAGGACCUCGACCUGGCUGACAACGGGCUGGCAGCUCUGCAUACCGGGCUCCCACUGCCGUCCCUGAGGGAGCUGAUCCUCUCCCGCAACGUGCUGGGAGCCCUGCCUGCCCUGCAGGGCCUGCCUGCGCUCACCCACCUGGCCGUGGCCCACAACAGCCUGGCAACGCUGGCCCCAGGGGCUUUCCGCGCUGUGACACAGCUGCAGGACCUGGACCUGCGAGGGAACCGUCUGCAGACGCUGCCCCAGGAGGCCUUUGCGGGGCUGAGGGCACUCAAGUACUUGGACCUCUCGGACAACCUCCUGGAGGAGCUCCCCGAGGAGCUGCUGCAGGAUCUGCAAAAUCUGGAGACCCUCUGGCUCUCAGGGAACCGCCUGCGGACCCUGCCCACCAACUUUUUCCCUGAGGGGCACCUCUUCGCAUACGUCUUCCUCACUGAGAACCCCUGGCAUUGUGACUGCAACCUGCGCUACCUGCGGGCCUGGAUCUGGCAGAACGAUGGCAGUGUUUAUCAGCCAGAGCGAGGCCUGGAGAAGACAAAGGUGGAGGUCGCCCCUGAGAAGGUGCUGUGCCACAGUCCCCCUGAGCAUUGGCAGAAGCCCAUCAUCCACUUCAAGCCCAACUGCGGCAACGUGGGGGAUGCGGAAGAGGAGGAAGAGGAUGAAUACUAUGAUAAGGAAGAAAUGAUGGAGAAAGUUACCAUGAUCACCUUCUCCCCCCCACAUACAUACAUCCCCAAAGAGCACACCAUGCCCCAUGCUGUUACCUGGCCUCCCUUUGCUACCACAAGACCUCCCCUCAGCACCCCUUGUAGCUCCACCCUUGCCCCAAGCACUUUGCCUGCGAUGCCUGCAAGCACCAGAGCUCCCAGCACCACCACUCCUGCCCCAGCCACACCAGCCCAUCCCCAAACCACCCUUGCCGCCAGCACUACCAACACCUAUGCCACUCUCAUGGUGUCCACUGGUGCAUUUUCCACCACCUCCACGGCAGUGCCUUCAACUGCCAUGCUAGAGGCCUCUUCCAUUGUCAGAUCUUCAUCUCCUCCUCUGACGCCGACCACACCGGUGGUCUCCACCACCGUGCUUUCCACUCGUCCUCCAACGCCGCCAGCUCCCCUGGACACCACACACUUCACCCAGCCUGCACCUUCCCCUCCACCUGGACCUCCCUCCCUCUGCCCAUGCUCCAUCCCAGGACUGGCUAUACCUGUGCUACGCUCACGGGCAGGUGGGGAGGGUCCGCAGUGGGGGCAGUGGGUGCUGAGGCAUUGCUGCCUAUUGCACUGGGUGCUCUACCUGGCCUCCUUGGCUCUGCUGGUCCUGACUGUGCUGGCUCUAGCAGGCUGGCUGGCAUGGAUGUGUCUGGUGGGAUGGCCCUCCUGGCACAAGUCUCUGCAGACCCAAGAGGUGCAGCAUCCACUGCUGAGGUGGAGGGAGUCGACAGGAAGCCCUGUGAUGCAUCUCAGCAGCUUCAAAAGCCCCCUCCAGCGCCCCAUGUUCUGUACCAUCAAAGAAGUGGAGUUGUGCCCUGAGGUCACUUACUGCACAAUUAAAGACCUGGGGAUACAGUGCAGUCCUCCUGCAAGUUCCUCCUUCUGCACCACGAAGGAGCUGUGGGUCCACCACAGUCCUCUCAAUGCCUCAUUCAAGUCUUUCUCCAGGAAGCUGAUGGUCACAAACCUCAGCUCCCUGAGGACCCCUUCUGCUUACAGCCUGGACAGGGGUGUCAAGGCCAUUGGUGAUGUCAGAGUGAAAUAUGCUGGCAACACCUUGUAAAUGCUUCUGUACGUUCAAAGAGAUGGAGGGUCAUGGCUCUGCUUCAUGUACGCUUGUUUUACAAGGGAAAGAUCUGCUUGCCCAGGAGGAAGCCAUUCAGCUCCUUCCCCUAGUAUUACUCUCACACACUCUGAGGUUUCUAGAUCUGAAAUUAUUACUUGGGUACUUGGCAGAGGGAGAAGAUGCCCUAAACUGGUCACUGAUAGUUUGGGGCUGACACUGCCUGCUUUCGGGGUGAGUGUGGGAAAGCAGAGCUUACUUUGCACUCUGCGUCCCAACUGCUUCUGUUCGAAUGAUGCACAUCGUAAAGAUUCGCUAUGCUU
Messenger RNA from Pygoscelis adeliae (Adelie penguin), 2399 nucleotides. It is a transcript of the gene GP1BA, whose product is annotated as glycoprotein Ib (platelet), alpha polypeptide. The coding region runs from base 46 to 2076 and encodes 676 amino acids. The record is from RefSeq and is a predicted model, not a curated record. NCBI's taxonomy places the organism in Eukaryota, Metazoa, Chordata, Aves, Sphenisciformes, Spheniscidae. The transcript is spliced from 3 exons. Gene Ontology annotation, molecular function: protein binding.